ACGCCAAUGGGUCCACUUCAGUUGUCCUGCAGACGGUGCUACAGCGCGCAACUCCCGCUACGCUGAGUGCUGAGACCCUCGCCCCAGUCCCUUUCCCUCAUCCGUCGCAAGCUGCUUGCAAAAGGUUUCCCGUUCCUUCACAUCACCAAAACCACCCCCAUCUGCUGGCCGCCUCGAUUUUCAUAGCACCCGGCCGCAACCAGACAAUUUCAUCCCCUUACACGCCUUACGCUCUCCAUCUUUCAUCCUUUUCUCUUCUACCCCCCCUCGUCGAUUCGACAUAUCCCACCUUUUAUACUUGGCCAUUUACACAAAGCCCAUUGUCGCAUACGCCUAGCGCACGCGACAACGUCUCCCAUUGCCUGCUCGCACUACCGCCAUCCACAACGCAGCGACAUUUUUCUUGUUUGAAUACUUUGGUUUGUAUAAUUGAGUUGCAUUACUAACUACAGAAAUAUUCACUACCACAAAGCUUCCCCUUGGACCCUGCUUCGCCAUGUCGUCGUUCCCCCGUCAAUUCUCUGAUUCGCCCGUCCUCGCUCUUCCUCCACAGAGUUCGUCAAUGGCCAUGCCGCACUUCAAUCCUCACAAUGUACGCCUGCCCAUGCCAAUGGACAGCGACUCUGCACAACAAGAAAGUCGCCCUACAAGAAAACGAUCGCGUGAUGCCGCUGCUGAGAACCUGGAUCCUGAAGCACCGUCACCGGAGCCCAUUGAGUCGCAAGAGGAAUGGGUCUACGGUCCCGGCAUGGUUCUCAUCAAGCCCAGCACGGGCUAUGUCGCCGAUGCCAGCAGCCAAUCCGGCACCUGGAAGGAGGAGAAGGAAGCUGAAGAAGCCAAGAUUCGCCAGCAAAAAAUCCUCGAUGCUGCCGAUGUUCGCAACGUCAAGGCGCAGCGCCUCGAUCUCAGCGCCGCCAACAACCCAUUCACCAAUAACGUCGAGGUUCUUGGCCGCCCACUCCCCGGCAUGCCUGUUGUAUCGCCGCGCGCCAGUCCUGUCAUUGACGACUUUACCAUGAGUCUGGGCAUUGGCUGGCGCCGAAUUGGCGAGGACACACACCUCCAGGCGGCGGCCAAGGGCUGGGGCCGCUACAUCGCAAACCACUACCCUCUAACCAACGUCAAAGUUGUGCUGGAGAGCAAGGGCCUAGAGUCAUAUCUUGUCGAGUCCGACCAAGGCUACUUCCUUUUCGCCGAGGACCUUCGUCAGGGUCGCCUCGUCAGCCAAGAUGUCGAGGUCGCCAUGCGCCAUCUGCAGCACACGCCACCGCGCUUCGACGGCCCCAAUGCCAUUCUGGCUACCGAGAUCCCCAGCGGCGUCGCACAUAGCGAUGACAACGAUGUCAGCAUGGAAUAAGGCAUUUCUCGCGUGGCACUUUCACCUUCCUUGUAUCUUCCUUUUUAUUUUUAUCACUUCUUCAGCAAAUCACUAGUUCUGCCGAUGGGAAAUACAGCACCCACGCUCUUUCAUGCGGAGGAGGAGCAGGACGCGCAAACAAGACAAAGACAACCGACUGCAUGCAGCUGUAGACGGGCGUCAGUCGCAGGGGCAGCAACGCAAAUUACAGUACCUCUGGAAUUCCUCCCGCUAAAAAUAUAUAUAUAACUUAUAAUUAAAACAUGAAUAAAAACAUAAUAAUUUCUAA
Messenger RNA from [Torrubiella] hemipterigena, 1646 nucleotides. The record is from the annotation of a GenBank genome assembly. NCBI's taxonomy places the organism in Eukaryota, Fungi, Ascomycota, Sordariomycetes, Hypocreales, Clavicipitaceae.